AACUGGCAAUCAAGGCAAGAUAAUUUUCUUAAAUCUUAAAUUGAAAUUUGAAUUUUCUGCUUAUUUGCUGUUAAUUUUCACAUACAUUAUUUUGAAUAAGUCCAUUUUCCUUUCUCUAGGCAUUAUGGAAAACCUACAUUUCCGAGUCCUAACAAUGCUAAUAGGUCUUUAUUUUACUGGAACAAUGACAAACCCAUCCAGAAAAGGCAGGAUUUUAUUCAAUUCUGAGUGCCUUCUGACAAACUGUUCUUUUCCUGGAAAGCACGAUACCCGUGUGGACGUACCACAGUCAGCAGCCACCGAGGAUCCGGGCACCAGUUUCCUUAGGGACCUCUUACAGUCUCACGUGCAGAAGGAAGACUGGAAUAUAAAACAUCUGGACCUCAGCAACCAUCGCAUUUCGAACAUCACCUUAAGCCCUCUUGCACACUUCCACGCUUUGCAAGUACUAAACCUCAGCAACAAUUCCAUCUGCUCUGUCUCACUGGAUCUACCCAGUGCUAAGUCCUUGUGGGGCGAACGCCACAGAAGCAGCUUGAGGCGCGGGCUUCCAUUUCUAAAGUUAUUGAUUCUAAAAAGAAACAAACUCACUGACAUUCCCAAGGGACUGUGGAAACUGAAGUCAUUACAGAGUCUGGAUCUGUCUUUCAAUGGGAUAGCGCAGAUCGGCUCGUCUGACCUGCGGAACUGCCUGCGGCUGGAGAACCUCUACUUAAAGAGCAACAGAAUAUUCAGGAUUCAUCCAGAAGCCUUCAAGGACCUCAAGAAGUUACAGGUCGUAGACCUGAGCAGCAAUGUUCUGACCACCAUCUUACCCAUGAUGGUCAUUGCUCUGGAACUUCCCCAUCUGGACGUGGACUUGGCUGAUAACCGAUGGCAGUGUGACUAUAGCGUGGCAGCCUUCCAAAAUGUCAUUUCUGAAUCCUGGAGGGAAACCUGGAACGGCAUCUGCAGCAAGUCUGUGGGGGACGAGGAGGCAUACUGGUGGACCCUCCGAAGCAGAAUUUCCAGGGAGACCCACCUCCCUCACCGUCCUGUGAAGCCUGUGAAAAGCCUCCCACCGGGCCAAGCAGAGAGGCCCCAGGCAGGCCGGUCUGAGCACCCUGGCACCCUGCAGAGGAAGGGGCCCACGGGUGCCCAUGCCAGCGAGAGGCUGCACCGGCUGCCCAGAUGGGCUAGGAGCCCCAGGGAUGUGCCAGUGGCUGGCAGAAGCACAGACGUGUCCCAGGACCUCACCCUGGCCGUCUGUAUCACGUUCUUAGUGGCCUUCUGCCUGGGGGCUUUCAUCAGGCCCUUCCUUGACAGACUGUGGCACCAGAGAUGCGGACACAAAAGGCCCAACGCGGAUAAUGUGGAGAACGCGGAUAACGCGUACUCAAAUGCAGGCUUCUUUGGUGACAGUGAAGCUGCAGGGAACACCCAGCACCUGAGGACAGAUUGGCCCCUCCAAGAGCCCGCCAGCCGCGCUGCUGUCAUCCUCAACGGACCCCUGGGAGAGGGCAGAAGGGAACCCGGCAGCCGGCAGAGCGGGGGACCGCAUGGGGACAGCAGAGGGCGGGGAGCUGGGAAGGAUUACAUACUUCUGAGUGACAGUGCAGCCCAUUCCACUCUCCGAGGACAGCUGAAUGCUGAUCGUAACCAACGAAUUCCAGCAGGACGGGAUCACAUCUGCAAGAAAGAUAUCCUUGAGGAAGGAAAUUAUGCAACUCUGGCCCAGGAAGGUUCUCCCAGCGCGCAUCCAGCAGGUGCCCCUGUGCUAGCUGGCAGACUGCAGACUGUCUCUGGCUCCAUUCAUAAUGACCCAAGCGAAUUAAAUGCACGGCUCUCAGGAGAAAUGGCAGCUUCUCUCUCUAAAAUGCAAAUGCACACGAAAGCACCGGGGGCUGGAGAGAAUGAGCAGUUACCUUCACAGUUUUCCAAGGAAAUGCAAGUGGGCACUUACCUGACCUUGUGGGACAUACAGCAGCACAGGCUGCAGGGGGCCAGAGCUGAGGACGGGCUUCCCGUGUCCCACGGUGCGGUCCCUCUCAGGAACCCGGGACAGCUGAGCCCAGCCCCGCAGCUCUCUCCUCCCGGAGGGGGCCGUGACCCUCAGGGCAGUCCCGCUAACGCGGAACCAGCGCAGAAGCCGGCCCCGCCUGCCCCUCAGUACGCACUGGACAGCAGCUACGAGUCUGAGUCCGACGAAGGGUCGUUAUUUACUCUAAGUUCAGUAAGUUCAGAGGAUGCAAGAAACGCGACCGAAGAAGAGGCACAUGGCCAGGAGAGCCACAGAGCCAGCGAGCCCCUGGAGGACGAGGACGAGGACUCAGGGCUGAGGAGGGACAAUGUGACAUCAUCGGAGGACCCUGCGGACAACACCCCCUGCCAGAAGAUUCUAGAGAAAUGUGAGAACCGGGAGGAUUGUUUUGGAAAACCCCUCAUUUCUGGUCCAGACUCAGGUUUGUGGGAGACUCUUCUGGAAGGUGGCUCCACCACCGACACAGCUGAGGACGCGCUGAGCUCGCCUGGGUCACUGGGCAGCAGCAGUCCGGCCGGCGAGGCGCCCUUGGGCGCGGCCCUCUGUGGCUACGCCGCAGCUCUCCUGUCUGAGGCGGCGGAGUGGCGCUACUCGCUCAGGGACUUAGAGUUUUUUAACGUGGAUGUCGCACCACACACACCACGGUCGGCUGCAGUCCCCUCAGAUCCUGAGCGGAGCGACUGUCGUGAAGGAGACUCUGACAUUUAUAAAUCCGAACCUUGCCUUCAGGAAAGAAACACGGCUCCGAAGGCCACUCCUCUCAAGGUCACCGCGGGCGAGAAGCCCAGACCCUCACGACAGAAUUCUGAAGGGGGCGACAGGAACUCCCACCCGGCGGCCACUGAUGCCAAUGAGGGGUUUCCACGCCCUCUUGAGGACUCUGACUCCGGA
This is a messenger RNA of Ailuropoda melanoleuca (giant panda), 2911 nucleotides long. RefSeq names its product leucine rich repeat containing 66 (gene LRRC66). The transcript has 4 exons. Gene Ontology annotation, cellular component: plasma membrane. The record is from RefSeq and is a predicted model, not a curated record. Gene Ontology annotation, molecular function: protein binding. NCBI's taxonomy places the organism in Eukaryota, Metazoa, Chordata, Mammalia, Carnivora, Ursidae. The annotation marks the transcript as partial.